Macrosiphum euphorbiae (potato aphid) is the source of this 798-nucleotide messenger RNA. The record is from the annotation of a GenBank genome assembly. Lineage: Eukaryota; Metazoa; Arthropoda; Insecta; Hemiptera; Aphididae.
AUGAUAAGAGUGAUGGUCUUGACUGGACGCCAAAUGCAAGGACGUCCAAUUGAAAAUGACCUUAACAAAAAAUGUAUUUCUACAAGGGUAUCAGUGAAUGCAUUGAUUGGUGACCGAGGCCUAUGCCAUGGUUUAUGUGAUCUUAAAGUUCCGAAACUUUUAAUCGACCGAUCCACAGGAUUAUACAAUUGGCCCGGAUGGGCCUUGACUUUUGAUACGGAUGAAAACAGUUCAUUUCACUCGAGUUCACCCGAUAAUAGUGACUUCGGCACGGAUAGCGUGGACAGCGGACCCAUCGGCGUAGCAUGCAAUCACCCACGUAUAACGGGUUUUACGUCUUUUACUGAGACAUCUAGUGAAUCCUCGAGUGAAGCUUCGAGUAAAUCAAAAACUAGCAGACUGGACGUUUUUAUUCGUGGAGCCAUUCGCGAGGCAAGGCGCAAGGUGCGUCUCCAAUAUGACAGUGAACGUCGUUCGAUGGAGCCGCUCUUCGACGCGGAAGCGAAGCGCGCAGAAGCGUUGGCUGCUGAGCGUGUGCGUUCCAAAGUGAGACACCAAAACGCCACACAACGAGUCAAUAAUAAUCAGGCACCAAGGGGAAAAUCAAUUGAACAUUAUUUGUAUCGGUAUAAACAGCUUAAUCAUAUAUUAAAAUCACAGUUGGAGUGUUCGUGGACAAGGUAUUACGGCAAAAAGUUAAUUCCUACAAAUAUAAAUAAAUCGGAGCACCGAAACGACAUAUCGUUGAAAUGUUGGGUAUCACCAGUUCCGUGGAUUCAUCAAACCGGAAUAAAGUGA